Messenger RNA from Cavia porcellus (domestic guinea pig), 2712 nucleotides. It is a transcript of the gene Lca5l, whose product is annotated as lebercilin LCA5 like. Gene Ontology annotation, cellular component: axoneme. The transcript is spliced from 8 exons. Gene Ontology annotation, biological process: intraciliary transport. Lineage: Eukaryota; Metazoa; Chordata; Mammalia; Rodentia; Caviidae. The record is from RefSeq and is a predicted model, not a curated record. Bases 118 to 2112 code for a protein of 664 amino acids.
CGGACGCUCGCCAGCCUUUCCCAGAGGCUCAGCGUGCGACUUCCAUAGCAACGCACCCACGCCGGAAGGCCUGGGUUUGGCGCAGCCGCAGGAGCAGCGCGGAGCAGGUUGCUUGCUAUGUCUGUGGCCGAUACUACAAAACCCCACUCGGAUGAGCCCUUGGCCAGGGUGGCCUUGGAGACCGGCAGGAACGGCCAGGGUGCAGGCAACCUGCCCACCAGCAGUAGGCCAUCCAGCGGCAGCGUGGACUACAGCCGCUCCCAGUGCUCCUGUGGCAGCCUGCACUCCAACUGCGACUACUCAGAGGACUUUGUGUCCCUGUGCUCCGACCUGGCCACCAACAGGAGCUACCUAGAGCCAAGGGUGGCCAGAGAUAAGAGGAGGUUCCACGCGAGCAAGGUUGCCCAGCCUAAGGGUCAGAAGGAAGCCUCGGUGGGGAAGAAGCAGCCCUGGAUGGCACCGUGCCUGCACUCUCAGCUCAGCCUGGUGGCGCACAGGAGAGACGCCAUGGCCCACCGGGUGCUCUCGGCACGGAUGCACAAGAUUAAAGAGCUGAAAAAUGAGCUGGCGGACAUCCACCGCAAACUAGAAGCCAUCAUCCUCGAAAACCAGUUUCUGAAACAGCUGCAGUUUAGACACCUGAAGGCCAUAGGGAAGUACGAGAACUCGCAAAGCAAUUUGCCGCAGAUCAUGAUUAAGCAUCAGAAUGAAGUGAAAAACCUGCGGCAGCUGCUCAGGAAAUCCCAGGAGAAGGAAAGAACGGUCUCUAGGAAGCUCAGGGAGACUGACGGUGAACUGCUGAAGACCAAGGAUGCCCUGCAGGUGCUGCAGAAGCUCUCGGAAGACAAAAACCUCGCAGAGAGGGAAGAACUGACCCACAAACUGUCCGCACUGAUGGCGAAAAUGGAGGCGAAUGACAAGAAGAUACAGAGCCUGGAGAGGCAGCUGAGGCUCAACGCGCGCACCUUCACCCGGCAGCUGGCGGCCGAGAACCGCAAGACGCAGGCAGCUCAGAUGGCCACGAAUACCCUGCAAGUGGAGGUCAGGCGCCUGCAGCAGAAACUCAAGGAAAAGGAGCGUGAGCUUGAAAUAAAAAACAUCUAUACUAAUCGAAUACUGAGAAAUAUACGGGAACUAGAAGAUUACCCAAAAGUUUCUUCAACAAAAUCAGUACAAGCAGACAGGAAAAGCUUGUUACUUAUAAACGUGAGACACCAGGAAACCCAGAAGUCAGAAGAUGUGCCAUCCUUGACAACUAAGGGUAAAAAGAUAACAAGAAACAUUCAUCCUAAAGAGAAAUCAACUGAAAUAAACCUUGAAAUUCCACACUGUGUCAGUAACCUACCAAAGCAAGAAGAUUCCAAGAGAAAAUUCAAAGAUUUAUCAAAGGAAGACGAACAUCUGGACGCGCACGCAGUUCUGGAGGCUGCUGGGAGACAAAAGGAGAAAAAGGAAGACCUAGAAAAGAAAGCCCUUUUGCAGGAGCCCGAGCUGCUCUCCCAGAGAGGGGGGCCCCACGGCGGCCCUCCGGACCUCGCAAGCUCUCUGGACGACAGCGGCACAGCCGGCCAGGAAAGGCCAAGGCGGGGCGUCCCGCAGGGCGACUCGGAGGCCGAGGCGGAGGCGCAUGCGGGCUCAGAUCGCGAUCGCGAUGGCGAUCGUGGGGCCCCAGGCAGCUCCAAGCCACCCUGCAGGCAGCGGAAGCUGUACGCCUUCACGGAGGCCACGGAGAACCUGCACCACGGUCUCCCCGCGUGCGGCGGCCACGGCCCAGGCCACCAUGGCGCACACCGGGCUCCCAGGCCAGAGGCGGGCGGGGGCUACGAACCCUCCUUCGGGAAGUCCGCCCGGACCAAGGCCAAGGACCCCGCCUUCCGGGAGCGCAAGAGCAGCCUGAUGGAGGAGCUCUUCGGGGCCGGCUGCGUGCUGAGAGCCGACCGAGCUGCGCCCGGGCCGGCGGAGGGGGGCGCAGACACUGCCCUGAAGAAGGCGCCCCCACCGCAGCCGCCCCCGGGCCGAGCCUCGGCCAGCAACGCCUUUGGGGACUCCAAGGCCACCGUGGGCAGCUCCGCCAGGUCGUCGCCACCCGCGGAAGAAAAGCGAAUCGCUUAAAUAUAACCGAUGUCUUAAGGCACCUCGGCCUGCCAUCCUGCUUCUUCCGUAUGACGCUCGCGUGCAAGAGAGGGUGUGUCAGGGUGUGCGCUGGAAUUCAUGUUAGACUUUGGAGAGUCCAGUGUCAAAAUCCGUUGUAUGCUAGCCAGCGAUGGCAUUUAAAUACAAAUUUGCAGCAUUUUUCUAAAAGCGAGCCACGUGCAUUAUUUAACGUUUUUUGUAAGACCCAUUUCUUAGACGGCUUUGGUUCCGUGGGAACAGUCCAGGGACGUAUCUGCAAGUAAAAUCGCGCCAGCCAGCCAAACAGCGGGAUUAGAACUGCGAAAUGCGGAAAGCAGUUUGGAGGGAGAACACAGGAUCCAAAGACACUUCGCAUAGGAAAAACAAGUGCGAUGAUUACCAAGCUUCGGUUUAUGAACACAGAUUUUGAGGCUACUCCUAUUCAGCUGCACUGGGCAUCUCCUAUACUGUCUCUGCCUUUCCUCAUGGACACCCUAAGAUCUGGUAUCUUUGUAUGGAGAUUUAUUGCAUGACCCCUCCGUGACAACCUUUUCCCACUUAAUCUUGUUUUAAAAAAACAUGAUGUAGCGUUCACUCGAA